UUUCUAGAUCAAGACCGGCUCGUUUCUGCAUCUUCAAGCGGGGCUGUGACGGUCUUUAAGCUUCAGCCUGACUGUCAGGCUCUGUCGCUGGCUCAUGUGUGGGAGAGGGCUCAUGGAUAUUCCUGUGAUAAUGCACCCUGCACUGCAGUAGUGUGCAGGAGCCCUGAACUAGUGUCAUUUCUAGAUCAAGACCGGCUCGUUUCUGCAUCUUCAAGCGGGGCUGUGACGGUCUUUAAGCUUCAGCCUGACUGUCAGGCUCUGUCGCUGGCUCAUGUGUGGGAGAGGGCUCAUGGAUAUUCCUGUGAUAAUGCACCCUGCACUGCAGUAGUGUGCAGGAGCCCUGAACUAGUGUCAGUGGGUGAGGAUGGCCGAGUUAUUCUUUACAAGGCAGAUCAGACUGAAGUUGUCCGUGUUAUUGAAAACGCAGAUAGCAGUACGAUUCAUGCCGUGACGUUUCUGAGGACGACUGAGGUCCUCACUGUUAACUCCAUCGGCCAGCUGAAGAUGUGGGACUUCAGACAGCAGAGGGACAGUCCUGCGCAAAUUCUCUCUCUCACUGGGGACAGAGUGCCCUUGCACUGUGUGGAUAAACACCCAAACCAGCAGCACAUAGUGGCCACUGGAGGACAGGAUGGGAUGCUGUGUAUCUGGGAUGUGAGACAGGGCAAUACACCCUUCUCUCUCAUAGAGGCCCAUUCAGCGGAAAUGUGGGAAGUACAUUUUCAUCCAUCAAACUCCAAUCACUUAUUUACAUGCUCGGAGGAUGGAUCUCUGCUCCACUGGGAGACGACGUCAGGAUCAGACAUGAGCACACUCCUACAGAGGGGCUGGAACAGCAGGGUCGUCUCGCAUAGUGGCGUACCGCUGGCAGGGGAGAAUGACUCUGUGGUCAGCGCCUGGCUUGCUGGGGACUCCAGCAAAAAUAGACUGGAGGCAACUCAUGUGCUGCCCAGCCAGACACUGUCUGUGAACAGCCUCGAUGUGCUUGAGCAGUGUUUAGUGUGCGGGACUGAUGGAGAGGCCCUGUACGUCCACAGACAACUUCCUGUUUGAUUGCUGACGCAAAACAUGUAUGAAAGAGAUUGCUUGGAAUAUUUUUAUAUACUAAAGUUCUUUGUUCAGUUGUUAGAAACUGCACAAGAUUGAGUUAAGUCACAUGUACAGCCUUUCUGUGUCAUAUAAGUUCUGUUGAAGUACUCUGGAUACAGUGAUUGGGACCGUAAUAAAAGUUUAUCAUGCGUCUUUCUGAAUUAAUUGACCUGUAAUUGGUGUUUUGUAAAGCCAAUUUUUAUUGGUUAAACCUGUUGCAUGGGCUUCAUGUAGCUACGAUGCUUGAACAAAUGAAGCAGGUGAGGCAAUCAU
Messenger RNA from Sinocyclocheilus grahami, 1362 nucleotides. RefSeq names its product nucleoporin Nup43-like. The record is from RefSeq and is a predicted model, not a curated record. Lineage: Eukaryota; Metazoa; Chordata; Actinopteri; Cypriniformes; Cyprinidae. Gene Ontology annotation, cellular component: nuclear pore outer ring. Gene Ontology annotation, molecular function: protein binding. The annotation marks the transcript as partial. The transcript is spliced from 8 exons.